This is a messenger RNA of Monosiga brevicollis MX1, 1911 nucleotides long. RefSeq lists its product as uncharacterized. The transcript has 2 exons. The annotation marks the transcript as partial. The record is from RefSeq and is a predicted model, not a curated record. NCBI's taxonomy places the organism in Eukaryota, Choanoflagellata, Craspedida, Salpingoecidae.
AUGGCCUCGCCCAAUUUGUCACAGAAAGCCAAUGAUCUACCCGCCUUGAGCAAUGACGGGGACAACGAAGCGGCUGCCCGCCACCUCCAGUCUCGCCUUUUGGAGGCUCAGCCGCACCGCUCUAGCGGCCGUGGGGGCUUCAAGCUAGCCAAACCCGCGCACCACGCCAGUACUGGACGCCAAAAUGGCACUGGUCGUACCGCGGGCCGCAGCCUCCGCCUGGCUCCCCUGGAUGACGGCAAGCUGCGGUCAGAUGUUCAAUUCAGCCAGCACAAGCCCCUGCCACCCUCGGCUGGAGAUGGUGCCAAAAUUGCGGCCCCGUCUGACUUGGGAUAUGCCGGUGACAACCAUAUUGCCGCCCUCGCGGACGCCUCAAUGGACGACAUUCUGGCUUACGUGCAGGCCCAUCCAGACAUUGGAUUUGUCUACGCGCUGCCGCGUGCCCCGCAGGAAUCGGUGGAGCGCAGCAUGUAUGACCUGCGUGUUGUGCCCGCUGCUGACAUUUAUCAUGUCUUUCCCUACUUCACCAUCUCCCCUGAUGGCGUCACUUGCGUGCAAGCCACCACCUCGGAGUUUCACUCGUUACCCCGUUUCAUCAAAGACGUGGCGCUGACCAAACGCCUCAAGCAGAUGCCCCUUGUUUACCAAUUCCGACAGUGGAAGGCCUUUACCACCUGGCGCAAGGCCAUCACUGGGGCCCGCCGACAUGCUCGUGGUGAAUUUUUGCAGCGCCAUCUUUACCUCCUCUCCACCUUCUUGCAGCCGGCUCUCCUUCGCGUUCGGGCCAUGUGCCUGGACAUUGUUGAAGCCCGCUUGGCUGUCAUUCGGGAAACCGAAGCCCCGACAAUUUCCGAGUUUGUGGCUCAGCAACACAAACAAGUCACGGCCGUCGCCGAGCGCCUCCGGACGUUCCGUGAUGACAUUGCCGCUGUGGCGCUCGAAGCUUGCCAACGAGUUCUUGUGGAAGCUGGCUACACAGGUACUAGCAGCUGCCGGGGUCUCUGGCACCAUUCACUCGUCCGACACAUGUUCAGCCGCGCACCCACAUCUUUACUCACCUGUGUUGUACCUCUAGACGAUCGCGACAUGUCAUAUACGGAGCAAGGACAAAAACAGGCGCUCUGCGUUCGCUUGGCGCGCUUCCUGCGCCUCAUUGACAAGCUGGUGGCUAGUGCCAUGCAAGAGCUGGCUGUGGAAUCAAUUGUUUUCCUCAGCGAUCAUGCUACCCGCAUCCGCCGCGUUGCACUCGAGCAGGGCCAGGCAGCCUACGACGAAGCUGUCCAGGCGGCUAAAGAACAGGCCGCCCACCAGGCCGCGGAGGCCACCGCCGCCAAACAAAAGAAGAGCAAGGGCAAGCCUGUGGAGCCCGUCGAAGUCGCCCCUGCCAUUCCCGGUCAAGACGGAGUCCCCUUGCCCCCGGGCCUGGUCCAGGUCACGGAUGGCUAUGUCGUGUUGCGUCGCGUCAAGGCCGAUGCUCCUGCCUCCACCUCCACUUCUACCUCCACUUCCAACAGCAAAAACGCGAACAAUGCCAAGGCUGAUCGCCAAGGCCCUCGUGCCAUGUUCAAGGUUGCACUUGAGCUUGACACGGACGGGUUGACCUUUGCCCCGGAUGGUGAUGACAUAAAGGGGGCGCUCCGCCAGUUGCUCGACCGUUUCUCGCGCGCUGUGUGCGGUGUCGAAGCCGUGGCUCGUCACCGUGACUUUGUGAGCAUCAACGAGUGGGCCCAGAUGCUCCCCGAACAAGCGGAGGACGAGACACAGGCCCUCGAGAGCAUGCUCAAGGGUGAUCGUCACAUGUAUGCCAGCUUUGAUGCUCUGCUUGCGGCUGUCGACUUUGGCUUCGCGGCUGCCGGCGAGUAUCGUGCCUCGUUGCAGGACAUCCAGGAGCGCUUUGCCGAGAGCACAGCC